AUGGCUUGUGUUCAGGCGGUGCAGCGUGCUACCAAUGUGGUAUUCCAAUCCCAUCAUGUAUCAAGAGAUAAGAGAGGCAAGGCUAUUGGUAGUAAGUCAGGGUUUAGAGGUUGUACCAUUUGGUUAACUGGUUUAUCUGGGGCUGGUAAAACUACCAUCUCCUUUGCUCUAGAAGAAUACCUAGUAUCCCAGGGUAUACCUGCUUAUAGUUUAGAUGGUGAUAAUGUACGAACUGGUCUGAAUAAAAAUCUAGGGUUUACACCAGAAGACCGAGAAGAAAAUAUUCGACGUAUUUCUGAAGUUGCUAAGUUGUUUGCUGAUGGUGGUAUUAUCUGUAUUUCCAGUUUCAUCAGUCCUUACGCCAAGGAUAGAGAAGAGGCCAGAAGACUUCAUGAAGAAGCUGGGUUGAAUUUUUUUGAAUGUUAUGUGAAUACACCUAUUAAUAUCUGUGAAGAGAGAGAUGUGAAAGGACUCUACAAGAAGGCCAGGGCUGGAAUAAUUAAAGGGUUUACUGGAGUUGAUGCAGCCUAUGAAGCACCUGCCAAUCCUGAUGUUACCCUAAAGGCUGGUCAUAUCUCGGUUGAUGAAUGUGUUCAAGAAGUUGUUACUAUCCUAACUGAGAGGAAUAUUGUACCAGCAUCAGCUGUACGAGCUGUUAAAGAAUUAUUUGUACCAGAAAAUAGAGUAGAUGCUGUGAAAGCUGAAGCUGAAAAAUUACCAUGUGUUGAUAUAUCAAAGUUGGAUUGUCAAUGGACACAAGUUUUAUCUGAAGGAUGGGCCACACCCUUAAAUGGUUUUAUGAGAGAGAAAGAGUAUCUACAAUGUCAACAUUUUGGGUGUCUAUUGGAUGGGGGAGUAACCAACCUAUCUGUACCUAUCGUGCUUCCUGUUACCACGGAAGAUAAGAAACGGCUAGAUGGAUGUCAUGCGUUUAGUUUACGCUAUGAUGGAAGUUAUGUGGCUGUACUACGAAAUCCUGAGUUUUAUAAACAUAAUAAAGAAGAGAGAUGCUGUAGACAGUUUGGUACUAGUAAUGGCAAUCAUCCUUAUGUGAAGAUGAUCUAUAAUAGUGGAGACUGGUUAGUAGGAGGAGAUUUAGAAGUCUUACAGAGAAUAAUCUGGAAUGAUGGGCUGGAUGAAUAUAGAUUAACACCUAAAGAACUACGCUCACAAUUUAGAGAAUUAAAGGCUGAUGCAGUGUUUGCUUUUCAACUGAGGAACCCGAUUCACAAUGGCCAUGCUCUAUUGAUGAAAGAUACCAAACGGAAAUUGUUAGAGAGGGGAUAUAACAAGCCUGUAUUAUUGUUGCAUCCAUUAGGUGGUUGGACUAAAGAUGACGAUGUACCACUACCAGUGAGAAUACAACAGCAUCAAGCUAUUCUAGAAGAAGGUAUAUUAGAUCCUGAUUCUACAGUACUAGCUAUAUUUCCUUCACCCAUGAUGUAUGCAGGUCCUACAGAGGUUCAAUGGCAUGCAAAAGCUAGAAUGUGUACAGGCGCUAAUUUCUACAUAGUUGGGAGGGAUCCUGCUGGAAUGCCACAUCCAGAUGGCGGAAGGGACUUGUUUGAUCCAACGCAUGGUGCAAAGGUAUUAACAAUGGCGCCAGGUUUAACACAGUUAGAAAUAGUUCCAUUCAGAGUAGCAGCGUAUAAUACCAAACUCAAGAAAAUGGAUUUCUUUGAUCCAGAGAAGAAAGAUGACUUUGAUUUCAUAUCUGGAACCAAAAUGAGAAAAUUAGCCAGAGAGGGUCAAAAUCCACCGGACGGUUUCAUGGCGCCAAAAGCAUGGAAGAUACUGUCUGAAUUCUAUCAGUCUCUAGCGAAAUAAUGAUUAGUUUUCAUGGAAAUCUAGAUUGUGCUUUUUUAUAUAUUAAUAUUAGAUUGCAAUUUAUUAUAUUAAACCACUAAACGAUUAUACCACAUUAAUUUUAUGUCUGAUUGAUGAAAUCUACCUAAUUUAUAAUUUAUUUUGGUUUCAUUUGUUUUAAAGUUACUUACAGAAAGUUUAAUCAGAACCAACGAGAUAAUGAUGAUGAAAAUUUACCAAUAUGAACUUUGAGGUCAAAGCGCACAUAAAUCCUAGAAACUCGUGACCUAUUUUUAAUUCUCAAUAAAUGAAUUUAAGUUUUUAUUUUUAGUGAAUGAAGUGAAAUUUAAUCAAGAAAUUAAAUAAAGUGAUUGGUUGAUUAAACAAAAUUAAUGAUUGACAAAUCAGAUAUGAGUUUUUGAGAAACGGCACGGGGACUUAAAACACCUGUCCUAAAAUAUUGGACAAAGUUCGGACAUAAAAAUAAUGUGAUGUGGGGAAUAAUCAUGGUCUCUUUGUCAACAUUACUCUUUGCAUGAAUUUUACUCAAAACUGGGAACAAACUCACAUUUCAAGUUAUAAUUUAUGAUUAUCAUUCAUGAUAGAUUUUAUUUUAAUGCUUUUAAUCUUAUUUUAAAGUCAAUCCAUCAGCUAUUUUGAAUUUGAUUAAAAUACAGAUGGAGAUGUUUUAUUUCAUGCAUCUUCUGUUGGUUACUGCACUAGUCAUAAAUGAUUCGAGAAAUCAAGUUGAGUUAAAAUUAGGACCACAAACAUGUGUCGUAACCUGUAGAAAACAGAUUGAGCUAAAUUAGGUGCAAUAUAAUUUAAAUGAGGGAGUAUUAAUUUUAAUUGGUGAACCUGUGAUUUACAAUGAAUUACAUUUUUUAUUUUGGGUCCAGAGCUGGGAACAAAACUAUUCAUAUUAAAUAUGUGAAGACGUUCAAUUUAUCUGUAUAUCUUUUGAGAAAUGCGAUACUCAAUUUCCAAAGAAUGCCUUCAUACUUUCAUAUAAUUAUGCAAAUUUUAUAAAAAUGCUAUUUAUUAUUUAUGCUAAAGUGAUAAUUAAAGUAUUAUGUUAAUUAAAAUGGAAAUGAGUUAUUAAAAUGGUAUACCGAUUUU
Lottia gigantea (owl limpet) is the source of this 2925-nucleotide messenger RNA. RefSeq lists its product as hypothetical. NCBI's taxonomy places the organism in Eukaryota, Metazoa, Mollusca, Gastropoda, Lottiidae. Gene Ontology annotation, molecular function: ATP binding; sulfate adenylyltransferase (ATP) activity; adenylylsulfate kinase activity. Gene Ontology annotation, biological process: 3'-phosphoadenosine 5'-phosphosulfate biosynthetic process; sulfate assimilation. Bases 1 to 1827 code for a protein of 608 amino acids. The record is from RefSeq and is a predicted model, not a curated record. The transcript is spliced from 12 exons.